Molecule: messenger RNA, 1313 nt
Organism: Carya illinoinensis
Lineage: Eukaryota; Viridiplantae; Streptophyta; Magnoliopsida; Fagales; Juglandaceae
Product: B-box zinc finger protein 20-like
Exons: 3
Coding region: 200-1099 (299 amino acids)
Biological process (GO): photomorphogenesis; regulation of DNA-templated transcription
Cellular component (GO): nucleus
Molecular function (GO): zinc ion binding
Source: RefSeq, a predicted model, not a curated record
UGGCCUAUGGCAUAUAUAUCGAGAGUUUUCUUGAAGUCAGAAAGAGUUAAGACAUCUGAGCUUGGCAGCUAAAUUGCCCAUAAUACUUUUGUCUCUUCCUUCAUCCCUCCCAAAAAAUCUUUUUUUUUUUCCCCUUAUCAGCCAAGAGUACUCUUGGUGUAGAAAUAGAGAAAGAAAGAGGAUUGGGGGUUGAAAGAGAAUGAAGAUCCAAUGCGACGUGUGUGACAAAGGGGAGGCCACAGUAUUCUGCCCUGCAGAUGAAGCUGCUCUUUGUGAUGGGUGUGAUAGCAGCAUUCACCACGCAAACAAACUCGCCGGCAAGCACACACGCUUCUCUUUGAUCCACCCCUCCAAACAAGUUCCUCUCUGCGAUAUCUGUCAGGAGAGGCGUGCCUUUCUCUUCUGCAAAGAAGAUAGAGCAAUUCUUUGUAGAGAAUGCGACCUCCCCAUUCACAAAGCCAAUGAACAUACCCAGAAACAUGACAGAUUUCUUCUCACGGGUGUCAAACUCCAUGCCUAUUCUUCCUCUUCUUUAUACCCAACCUCAUCAUCCUCUAAUGGCUCUGAAUCAAACAACAUUGACGCUGAUGUUAGAAGCUCGCAGUCAUCAAGAAAGAAACCAAACAUGAUUUGUAAUGAAGUAUUUGUCUCUCCUUCAAGUGGGAAGGGUACAAUCACACCAGAUUACAGGGGUACUGAAGGAAAUCAGAUUCAAGACACUGUUCCUAUUUCAACCAGCAGCAUAUCAGAGUAUUUGAUAGAAACCUUGCCGGGUUGGUGUGUUGAAGACUUUCUUGACCCUGCAUUUGCUGCCAAUGGUUUCUUUAAGACCAGUGAUCAAUCACUCCCGUUUUUGGAUCGAGUAGUUGUUGAGAAAGAUAUGACUUCUUUUUCAUCAGAAGAUUUGGUUAGCUGGGUUUCUCAAGCUUCACAUCAACUCCCUCAAUUACCUCUCUUUCCCCGGACUACUGACUUUCUGACUGGAUUCAAGGAAUCAGAAAAGGCAAAUGACAUGAAAAUGAGCAACCGAAAGUGGAGUGACGAUGGUUUUACAGUACCCCAAAUCAUUCCUCUCAAGAAAUCCAGACAUUUCAGAUAGAAGUUUGCUUUUGAAGUUUCCUUCUUUUUUUUUUUUCUAGUCAAUCCUUGUUUAAUCUGUUAGUAAUCCCUGGAUCUUCACACUCUGUGUCAGACCGUGUGGUUUAUUAAUCCGGGGUCAGUUUUUGUUUUGCUCUUCUUCACUUGGACUGCUUUGUAAUCAUCUCAAACGCCACAAAUAAAUGAAGAAAAAAGGAUUCCAUUAGUUUCUAUCA